AUGGGCAAAAGGGAUGUGCCUCUCCGGGCCCAGCAACCUUGGGAGCUCUGCCUCUCCGGAUGUGGGGUCCAGGCCCGCCCCCAGAAUGGACCUGGUCCUUAUCUGAAACGGGGCCUGGCUGCCGAAGCGGCCUCCGCUAGGGGGCUACGGCGGGAGGAUUCCCGGGGGGCGUCGCCUGCUUCCGCCGCCGCCUCCUUCAGUGAAAGUCCCUUUUGGGUCCAGCUGUCACAGCCACCGCGCUCCCUCAGGCCGGGCGGGGGACACCCCAGGUCUGCGUGGCCCCUGCGCCGCCACGCCCAGUGGCCGUCCGAGCCCUGCGAGCAGGGGGAGGAGCCGCCGCCAGUGGAGGCGGAGGAGGUAGAGGAGGCGGAGACGGCGGAGACGGCGGAGAAGGCGGAGAAGGCGGAGAGGAAGGUGGAGGCGGAGGCGAAGGUGGAGGGGAAGGUGGAGGCGGCGGGGAAGGUGGAGGCGGCGGGGAAGGUGGACACCGCCGGGAACGUGGAGACAGCGGAGGGUCUGGGCCGGCAGGCUGAGCUCAAGCUGGAGCCCGAACCCGAGCCCGUACCGGAGGCGGAGCAGGAGCCGAAGGGGGAGCCGAAGCAGGAGCUGGAGGAUGAGAACCCAGCGCGGAGCGGCGGUGGCGGCAGCAGCGACGAGGUUCCUCCCCCCACCCUUCCCUCCGAACCCCCGCGGCCCCCCGAUCCCUCUCCGCGGCGCAGUCGUGCCCCCCGCCGCCGACCCCGGCCGCGGCCACAGACCCGGCUCCGUACCCCGCCGCAGCCUAGGCCACGGCCCCCGCCCCGGCCCCGGCCCCGGCGCGGCCCUGGGGGCGGAUGCCUGGAUGUGGAUUUCGCUGUUGGUCCACCAGGCUGUUCCCACGUGAACAGCUUUAAGGUGGGAGAGAACUGGAGGCAGGAACUGCGGGUGAUCUACCAGUGCUUCGUGUGGUGUGGAACCCCAGAGACCAGGAAAAGCAAGGCAAAGUCGUGCAUCUGCCAUGUGUGUGGCACCCAUUUGAACAGACUUCACUCUUGCCUUUCCUGUGUCUUCUUUGGCUGCUUCACAGAGAAACACAUUCAUGAGCACGCCGAGACAAAACAACACAACUUAGCUGUAGACCUUUAUUAUGGAGGUAUAUACUGCUUUAUGUGUAAGGAUUAUGUAUAUGACAGAGACAUUGAGCAAAUUGCCAAAGAAGAGCAAGGAGAAGCUUUGAAAUUACAGGCCUCCACCUCAACCGAGGUUUCUCACCAGCAGUGUUCAAUGCCAGGACUCGGUGAGAAAUAUCCAACCUGGGAGACAACCAAACCCGAGUUAGAACUGCUGGGACACAACCCAAGGAGAAGAAGAAUCACCUCCAGCUUUACCAUCGGUUUAAGAGGACUAAUCAAUCUUGGCAACACGUGCUUUAUGAACUGCAUCGUCCAGGCCCUUACCCAUACUCCGAUCCUGAGAGAUUUCUUCCUGUCCGACAGGCACAGAUGUGAAAUGCCAAGUCCUGAGUUGUGUCUGGUCUGUGAGAUGUCUUCGCUUUUUCGGGAGUUGUAUUCUGGAAACCCAUCUCCUCACGUUCCUUAUAAAUUACUGCACCUGGUAUGGAUACACGCUCGUCACUUAGCAGGAUACAGGCAACAGGAUGCCCACGAGUUCCUCAUUGCCGCGUUAGAUGUCCUGCACAGGCACUGCAAAGGUGAUGAUGCCGGGAAGGCUGCUAACAAUCCCAACCACUGUAACUGCAUCAUAGACCAAAUCUUCACAGGUGGCCUGCAGUCUGAUGUCACCUGUCAAGCCUGCCAUGGCGUCUCCACCACCAUAGACCCAUGCUGGGACAUCAGUUUGGACUUGCCUGGCUCUUGCACCUCCUUCUGGCCCAUGAGCCCAGGGAGGGAGAGCAGUGUGAAUGGGGAAAGCCACAUACCAGGAAUCACCACCCUCACGGACUGCUUGCGAAGGUUUACCAGGCCAGAGCACUUAGGUAGCAGUGCCAAAAUCAAAUGCGGUAGUUGCCAAAGCUACCAGGAAUCUACCAAACAGCUCACGAUGAAUAAAUUACCUGUUGUUGCCUGUUUCCAUUUCAAACGGUUUGAACACUCGGCCAAACAGAGGCGCAAGAUCACUACAUACAUAUCCUUUCCUCUGGAGCUGGAUAUGACACCAUUUAUGGCCUCGAGUAAAGAGAGCAGGAUGAAUGGACAGUUGCAGCUGCCAACCAAUAGUGGAAACGAUGAGAAUAAGUAUUCCUUGUUUGCUGUGGUUAAUCACCAAGGAACCUUGGAGAGUGGCCACUACACCAGCUUCAUCCGGCACCACAAGGACCAGUGGUUCAAGUGUGAUGAUGCCGUCAUCACCAAGGCCAGUAUUAAGGACGUUCUGGACAGUGAAGGGUAUUUACUGUUCUAUCACAAACAGGUCCUGGAACAUGAGUCAGAAAAAGUGAAAGAAAUGAAUACACAAGCCUACUGAAGUGACACAGACCUACCUGUAAUGGAAGAUGACAACACCUAUACUACAACUGGCUUCGAGAUUUAAAGGACCUACUUGCAUGGCCCAUGGGCCUGACAGAGAAUAGUUCUAAGAGAUAUGAAUGGCGUGAGACUGCUGAAGCUGACCUCCCUGUCUCCGCUGGUGGAAGGCACAGACCACCAGAGGGAGCAGCUGUGCCUGGCACCUCCUGAUUGAAGCACGCACCACCUCUGGGAAACACCAUUGUCCCUCAGCAACAGGGGAGCCAUUCAAGCCCAGCCCAAUGCCCCUACCUGUCACCAACCCCCAAAUUGAGCCAUGGAGUGUAACAACAGCAGCCAGGGCCUGCUUUCAGAUCACACCACCGUGGGACCUAGGGAAUCAUGUAUUCAGCAGGGAAUCCUGAUCAGGGAUGCCAUCAACCAAGAGGUCUUUUCCAAUCAAGAAACAGAGUGGCCCCCACACAACUCAUGUUGUCAUAAUGCAGUAGACCUGAUGCCAGGAACCCGUGUUUGCACCAAAUGUACACUCACACCCAGAAGUGAAGGCCUAGGUCCUCUGAAAGUGUGAAGUUCAGUGCCCACAGCGUACGUCAUUACACACUGUCCUUUCCCUGUAGUUGACCCAAUACCAUUUUUUUUAAACUCAUGUAUCAAAGUAUGUCAGAUAUAUAGGAAAAUGCACAUAUCAUAAGGGUACAACUUGAUGAAUUUCUAGAAAAUGAACAGAACCCUGCAAACAACAUCCAGAUCAAGAAACAGAACAUUAUCCAUAAGUCAGGCCCCACUUCUGCUUCCUUCCAGUCAAUAACCCCAAAGAGCAAACCCUAUCCUGACUUCUUUCACUGUAGAUCAGUGUUGCCUUUUUUAUGCCUUCUAUAAAAGGAAUGGCUCAGUAUGUUUA
Neofelis nebulosa (Clouded leopard) is the source of this 3366-nucleotide messenger RNA. RefSeq names its product ubiquitin specific peptidase 27 X-linked (gene USP27X). The transcript has 4 exons. Gene Ontology annotation, molecular function: cysteine-type deubiquitinase activity; zinc ion binding. Bases 1 to 2463 code for a protein of 820 amino acids. The record is from RefSeq and is a predicted model, not a curated record. NCBI's taxonomy places the organism in Eukaryota, Metazoa, Chordata, Mammalia, Carnivora, Felidae. Gene Ontology annotation, biological process: protein deubiquitination.